Molecule: messenger RNA, 621 nt
Organism: Acanthosepion pharaonis
Lineage: Eukaryota; Metazoa; Mollusca; Cephalopoda; Sepiida; Sepiidae
Source: the annotation of a GenBank genome assembly
AUGUCUUUCUUUUUUAAGAACUUUUUUCUUUUUCUUUUUCUUUCUUUCUUUUUUCCCAUUAUAUCGUUUGUCUUAUUUUCUAUUUCUUUCUUUCUUUCUUUAUUUCUUUCUUUACAUCUGAUCCAUCCUUUCAUUUUUCCUUCUUUUUUUUCUUUUCUUUUUCUUUUCUUUCAUUUUUCUUUCCCAUUGUAUCGUUUGUCUUUUUUUUUUUUUUUUCUUUCUUUUCUUUUUUUCUUUUCCUUCUUUCUUUGUUUCUUUCUUUCUUUUUUCUUCUCCAUCCUUUCAUUUUCCUUCUUUUUUUUCUUUCUUUCAUUCUAUCUUUCUUUUUUAUUAGCUUUUUUUUUCUUUUCAUUCUUUCUUUCUUUCUUUUUUCCCAUUGUAUCGUUUUCUUAUUUCUUUUUCUUUCUUUUUUUUUCUUUCUUUCUUUCCCAUUGGUGUUUGUCUUAUUUCUUUUUUUACAUUUUUUUUUUUUUUUUUUUCUUUUCUUUUUUCUUUCUUUCUUUCUUUCUUUCUUUCUUAUUCAAAAUCAUUCAAAAUUUUUCCAUUUUUUUCACUUCAACCACUCUUUUUUCUUCCUCCGUUUCUCACUUUCUUCCCCUUCCUUCUCAUUUGCCAACAUAA